Cricetulus griseus (Chinese hamster) is the source of this 471-nucleotide messenger RNA. Lineage: Eukaryota; Metazoa; Chordata; Mammalia; Rodentia; Cricetidae. The record is from RefSeq and is a predicted model, not a curated record.
UGUUUUCCUUUGUAACCUCCAGUUGCUUUAGGUCAUCAGUAUGUCUGGACGAGGCAAGCAGGGUGGCAAGGCUCGCGCCAAGGCCAAGACCCGCUCCUCCCGGGCCGGCCUGCAGUUCCCCGUGGGCCGUGUGCACCGCCUGCUCCGCAAGGGCAACUACUCGGAGCGGGUGGGCGCCGGCGCCCCGGUGUACCUGGCGGCCGUGCUGGAGUACCUGACGGCCGAGAUCCUGGAGCUGGCUGGCAACGCGGCCCGCGACAACAAGAAAACCCGCAUCAUCCCGCGCCAUCUGCAGCUGGCCAUCCGCAACGAUGAGGAGCUUAACAAGCUGCUGGGGCGCGUGACCAUCGCGCAGGGCGGCGUCCUGCCCAACAUCCAAGCUGUGCUGCUGCCCAAGAAGACCGAGAGCCACCAUAAGACCAAGUGAGCAGAUUUAGAUACACCCCCAAAGGCUCUUUUCAGAGCCACUCA